UCCAAUAACGUUACAUUGCUCUGACAUGCAGGCUUCUUUUGGUGAACAGGCAACUAAAAUGGCAGCGACACAAUCUUGUAAGGUGGCAGUUAUUGGCGCAGGCACAGCCGGCCUAGUGGCGGCUAGGGAGCUCCGGCGAGAAGGCCACCGAGUUACGGCAUUUGAAAGGAACACCAGACUCGGUGGCACAUGGGUUUACGAAUCACGGGUCGAGACUCAUGACCUGUUGGGUCUAGACCCGACGAGGGAAAUUGUCCACACAAGCUUGUACCGUUCCCUUCGGGUCAAUAUGCCCAGACAGCUUAUGAGCUUCUCGGACUAUCCAUUUUCGAGGAAAGAAUAUAGCGACCGGAGGUCAUUCCCGCGCCACGAGGAGGUGCUCCGUUACCUAGAGGAUUUCGCACGGGAUUUCGGAUUGGUAGAGGUGAUUCGAUUCGGACAUGAAGUGACAAGUGUUGAACCGGUCGAUGUGUCGGGUCAAAAGUGGGUCGUCGAGUGGAAGAAUCGACAGAUUCCGUCGCAAGGCAAAUCGGCGGCGGAGGAGGAGGAGAAGGAAUUGUUCGACGCCGUGGUCGUGUGCAACGGUCACCACACUGAGCCCAGAAUCGCUGUGUUUCCAGGAAUUGAUACUUGGCCAGGACUGCAAAUACACAGUCAUAACUACCGGACUCCUGAACCCUUUCAGAAUCAGGUUGGCUUUGUGGAUGGCAUGACAGUAAUCUAUAUAUUGUUUGUGUUUUCCAAUUGAAUUUACUAUUAAUAGCAAUUUUUGUAUGGAUUUGGGGCUUUAUUACUAAUUGAUUCUGGCUGACAGAUAGUGGUGCUGAUUGGAAAGGGAUUCAGUGCCACUGACAUAUUGCAAGAGAUCUCUUCUUUUGCAAGAGAAGUUCACCAGGCUGUUAGAGGGGUUGAUUUUAGAUCUGAAAAGCUAGAAAAUCAAGACAAUGUUUGGAAGCAUCCAAUGGUUCUCUGUUCUGUUAAAGUGAAAUUAAAUUAUUAGUGGAUUUCUUUAUUGUGUGCUUGAGUUUUACUGAUAAAUAAAGGGUGUACAUCUACAGAUCAAAUGUGCUCAUGAAGAUGGUAAAGUGGAAUUCCUGGAUGGAUCGGCUGUUUAUGCAGAUGCCAUUAUUCAUUGUACUGGGUACAAAUACCAUUUCCCAUUUCUUAAUACAAAUGGGAAAGUUACUGUGGAUGACAACCGUGUUGGACCUUUGUACGAACAUGUUUUCCCACCAAGCUUAGCACCCUGGCUUUCUUUUGUGGGACUACCUAACUUGACACAGCCGGCUCUGCUAAUGGAGUUGCAAGCUAAAUGGGUGGCCAAAGUAUUGUCUGGCAAAUUGAAGCUGCCAACUGAAGAAGAGAUGACAACUUCAGCUCAAGGAUUUUACCAGCAUUUAGAUCAGGUUGGAUGGCCCAAGCGCCUCACUCAUCAGCUUCUGCAGGAUAAGAUUGAUUAUGAAAAUUGGCUCUUACUCAGUUGAGUUUACCAUCACUAGAGAAGUGGAGAGAACAAUUGUUUUACCAUAUGAAGAACAUCUUGUUAUCAUCUUCUCCUGGUAAUUAUCGAGAUGGCUGGGAUGUUGAUGAAUGGAUACAAGAAGUGCAGUCUUCAUAUUGAAGACUGUAGAAUCCUCAUCAUCAUGUUUUCAAGACUUUGAUCAAUCGUCAAUGUCCUCUGGAGUUCUCUGCAGUGCUUUUCUGAUGUAUUGUACUGUUUCUGUUAAAAUAAUCUCCAUUUUUGUUGCCAUAAUCUUUAUUUUCUACAGUUUUACAGUCCAAGCUCUCUGGUGAGGGAAGGGUUCUCAAUAUCCAAGCCCUCUACGACGCAACAGUUUGGAUUGUAA
This is a messenger RNA of Rubroshorea leprosula, 1847 nucleotides long. Lineage: Eukaryota; Viridiplantae; Streptophyta; Magnoliopsida; Malvales; Dipterocarpaceae. The record is from the annotation of a GenBank genome assembly.